Talaromyces atroroseus is the source of this 2172-nucleotide messenger RNA. RefSeq lists its product as hypothetical. Lineage: Eukaryota; Fungi; Ascomycota; Eurotiomycetes; Eurotiales; Trichocomaceae. The record is from RefSeq and is a predicted model, not a curated record. Gene Ontology annotation, biological process: regulation of transcription by RNA polymerase II. Gene Ontology annotation, molecular function: DNA-binding transcription factor activity, RNA polymerase II-specific; RNA polymerase II cis-regulatory region sequence-specific DNA binding; protein binding. Bases 1 to 2172 code for a protein of 723 amino acids. The transcript is spliced from 3 exons.
AUGCCGCUCUCGAGUAGGCGUCGCACGCGCCGCAAGGAUAUCCAACUGCAAGACACCUCCGACGUGGAGGCGCCGGAUUCUUCUCCCAGCCGCCCUGCGAGCAAGAAGCGCAAGGUCGAGCCAAGACCGCCGUCACCAUCGCGAAAUGUGCAAACGCCAGAGCCUGCGGCCUCGGCCGACGACGCCGAUCGCUCGUCCCCGGAAAACGACCUGUCCGCAAACCAGGAUCUCGUCGAGACCGUCAUUGCCUCGCUGAAUGUGUCCAGAGACGAAGUCAACGUGCUGCGCGACCACUCCAAUGCAAAAUCAGAGAAUAAGCAGUCGGUGCAGGCAUAUGCGAAGAUUGCCGGUCGCGACUGGACCUACUAUGUCAAGACGCUGCAUGUCAACAUUGGACGCCCCCCCGAUCGCGACCAUAAACUCGACGAGCAGUCGAGUCCCGUCACCAUCGCCGCCCGCGCCCUGCCUGAUGUGCACGUCGAUUUGGGCCCCAGCAAGUUUGUUUCGAGAUUGCAUGCCGAGAUCUUCUUUGAUGGCGAAGAGUCCGCCGCCUGGCGCAUUCGCGUCAACGGCCGCAACGGCGUGCGGGUCAACAAUGUGAUGCUGAAGCGAGGCUCGGACGCCGUGCUGAACAGUGGCGACAUUGUGGAAAUCGCCAACACUCAGAUGAUGUUUGUUACUCCCGAUGACAAAGCCACUAUUCACCCGGCCUUUGUCGAACGUGCCCAGCGCAUCGCGGCUGGCGAGGAAGUGCCCUGGGAUGGUUCGCAGCAUGCACAUCCUAGCUAUGACGUGGCGCACAUGGGCACUGGUGUCGCCAGUGCUGCGGUCUCCGGUGCAUUCCCCGGCAAGCCAUCACUGGCACCUGCGCCUCAAUUUCUCAAGCGCCAGGUCACUCCACCGCCGCGGUCUCCAGAUACCGCCGCCGGUGGUCUAACAGCGACAAAGACAUCGCCAUUGUACAAUCGCGGCAUGAUGAUGGAGAGUACCGAAGAAAUUGACUACAGCCAGGACUCCGCCAAAGACUUGAAGCCCCCAUACAGCUAUGCGACGAUGAUUGCGCAGGCCAUCUUCUCAAGCGAAGAGGAGAAACUCACCUUGAGCAGCAUCUACCAAUGGAUCAUGGAGAAGUACGCCUUCUACCGCCACUCUCAGAGCGGCUGGCAAAACUCUAUUCGACAUAACCUGUCCCUGAAUAAGGCCUUUCAAAAGGUGCCGCGUCGGACUGAUGAGCCUGGGAAAGGAAUGAAGUGGAUGAUUGCGCCGGAGUAUAGACAGGAGUAUUGGAAGAAGCAGUUACGGAAAGGAAACAACUCUUCGGCACCAUCAUCGCCAGCUACUAAAGAACCCCCAUCCUCCGCUCGCGCCGCUAACGGGCAGGCCGCCUCGAGUUAUGAAGGGAUCUUUUCGGCGACAAAGACCUCCCCACAAGCGCCAUCUCCUGGAUUUAGUUCCUUCUCGGUGGCUCCGGUUGAAGCUUACACGCCGGAAAGAGGAUCGCGAAUCGGCCGGGCUGAUCUUACACGAAGCGGAGGAAAUGCCGACUUUGACGAGCAGUCCCCUCUCCCGACACGGACACGGAACGACAAUCAUGACAACGGCAACAACAGUCGAAAUAUCACCAACAACAAUAGCGAGAGUGCGGCAAAUCGCGCGUAUGGAUUGUCGGGAACUGCUACCGGGUCUCCCCCCGUACUCUCAUCCUCAUAUUAUGACGAGGGGCCGUCGUCGAUGAUUACACCUGCGCCUCAACGCCAUCAGCCACGACUGCCUCCUCCCAGCACCGCGCAGAUCCCGUCCAAAUUCAUGCCCAUGAGCUCGCCGGCCCAGUUUUGGAAAUUCGCUGAUAUUGGCAGUACGCCUGCGCGACUGGUGCCUGACAUGAGCCCCUUGAAGGGUGGUACGAGUGGUAUACUGGGUGAUGGACUGAUGCCGAGCAGCAGUCCGCCACCGCCAAACUUUGCCAGUCCCAGCAAGCCGAGCACGUCCAAUGUCAGGGCUCUUGGUCCGAUUAAGCGGGAGGAGGGGCCGGAGCAAAUCCGGAAUCAUCUACAGGCAGAUGAGGAGGAGGGAGACGAGGAGGGGGGAUUCGAUUUAGCGAGGGGCUUCCAACCUAUUGGAUCAUAUCAUCGACAACUGAACAACUCGGCACGGGCGAGUGCUACAUCUUAA